AUGUGGAUUCCUACGAAAUCACCAAAGCUAGGCGUCGCUGUUUAUAACUGGAAAGGAGAUGUCAGAUCGGGAUUGCCAUUGGAAAUCGGGGAGACUGUCCAAAUAUUAGAAGAGAAUGGAGUCUGGUACAGAGGCUUCAGCUCCAAGAACAGGUCCUCCUGGGGCAUAUUUCCAUCAUGUGUGGUGUCCAUAAGACCAUGCAUUGUGAAGGGAUCAGGUGCCACAGCCAUAGCCGAGCUGAAGGAUGAUCCACUGGUCCGAGAGAUUGCAUGCGUCUUGAGGGAAUGGGCUCGAUUAUGGAAAAAACUAUAUGUGGAGCGGGAGACCUACAGGUUCAGUGCAGUGGCCAAGGUGAUGCGAGAACUCCUAAGUGGAAGACGAGCACUACUGGCCGGCACUCUCACCCAGGACCAGACCCGAGCCCUAAGACUCAAGCUGGUCGCCAAACUCGACUGGGGUAACAGAAAACUUGGGCUGGAGCUGGUACCUCGUCGAGGUGCAGAGGCGGUAGAUCCUGAGGAUAUGAGCCUCGUGGAACUAUACAGAGUGCACGUUGAAAGUGCGGAAAGGGCAGCAGCGUGGCGAGGCACACUCCGCCGAGCAGGCGGAUCAGGCAGCAGCUUCAACUCAGGCACACUCACCUCGAACAGCUCCACCACUUCCACCACCACAGUCCAGUCCCACCAUCUAAUGUGCAGUAUGAGGGACUUUGGGCAUACUGCGGGCGGAGAUGAAGCGGAACUGCUCCUCUGGCUUCACGACGCAAGGAGAGCUCAACCUUUAUCAGAGAGAUUCCGAAUCCGAAUAGCCAGAGACGGAUUCUCGAACUACGUGGAUAGAUUGCAUGCUAACAGUACUUUAUUUGCGGAUUUAUCAACGACGGAUCUCUCGAGAGAGCUAUGGCUGGUCGCGUGGGUGAUACGAGUGGGCCGAUGGGCUGGUGCCGGGAGCAGCGGCAGUGGGACUGGGGAGCGACGAGGUCCAGUAGCCAGAAGGCCGUUGGGUGCUGGAGUGUUACCUUUAGCGGAGUUCUUAAGACAACCUGGUCAACAUCCUGGGGAGAAAGAAUAUACGUUUAAAGUGUAUCAAUGCGAAGAGAAAGAUUUCCAUCAGCUACAUGACAUGCUUAUAAGGAAACAAACAAAUAAAUGCAAUAUUCUCCCCGGACAACCCAACUAUGGUAUAGUUGUAGCCCUGCGUCUCUUAUCAAAUGCUGGUAGCAUAUCAGAAGCCGUCGGUUCCGGGGCCACUGUGACUGCUAAACGAGGAUUCCCUGACGUCAUCAUGCCGGGCGACGUCCGCAACGACCUCUACCUGACGUUGGAGAAAGCAGAGUUUGAAAGAGGCGGGAAAAGCACUGCGAAGAAUGUUCUAGCAACUGUUACUGUCCAUGAUAGUACCGGACAGGUUAUUAAUGAAUGUGUAUGGGGUGCAAGUGGCAAUGGUUCCACGUCGUACGAGUCGGUGGUCCUGUACCACAACAACAGCCCGGCGUGGGGAGAGCACCUGCGACUCACUGUGCCCUUGGAGACAUUCACUAAUGCACAUGUCCGCAUCGAGUUUAGGCAUUGCUCUACGAGAGACAAAACUGAGAGGAAACUGUAUGGUUUCGCGUUCGCCCGACUGAUGGAAGCUAGUGGUGCUACGUUGAGAGACGGUGCACAUGAACUAUACGUGUACAAGUGUGACGAUCCUACCAAAUUGACAUCAGCGAGCUACCUCUCCCUGCCAUCGUGCGCGGCAGACAGUGCCCGCGCGGGCUCCGUCAACGGCGUGGUGCCAACAUUCCAAAGAAGUUCCAAAGAAAACUGUACCAUUAGCACCUUACUGUGCUCCACUAAAUUAACUCAAAAUGAGGAUCUCCUAGCCCUACUUCAAUGGCGCGCCCGUCCAGAGAAGGUGCAAGAGACGUUACUUCGAGUACUGAGACUAGGCGACGGACUCAGCUGCGAAGAGCUUAUCAAGUUCCUCAGAGAUGUAUUAGACGCAUUAUUCGCGUUAUUCUCCACUGAAGAUGGAAAUAGCACUCCACAUUCAGGCACAGUGUUCCUGGUUCUGAUAUCGAUAUGCAGCUUGUUAGAUGAGAGUCGGUUUCAACAUUUUAGGCCGGUACUAGAUGUUUAUAUCGAAGAACACUUCUCUGCAGCUCUAGUUUACAAAGGUCUUCUAUCAUCAGUACAACAUUGUGCAGAAUGGGCAGCUAGUGCCGAGGGUCAAGAACCAAUUCGCAAGUGUCUACGUUCUCUAGGCGCAGUGUUCAGGCUGGCUGUGAGGUCUAGGCGGUUGUUCGCUAGAGCUACUGGUGGACAGUAUGAAGAUAGCUUUAGAAGAGAUGUCAGGGCCGCGCUACAUGCGCUAAAAGCUUUUGCGCAACACCCUUAUAAAGAACAUCUUGCACCGGCUCAGGUGGCCCUGAUGUCGUCGUGGGCGGAGGUGUCCCGCGAGGUGUGCGGCGCGCUGGGCGCGAGCGAGGCGGCGCGCGCGGCCGCGCUGGUGCUGGACGCGCCGCACCACCUGCCGCCGCCGCCGCCCGCGCUCGCACGGGCACGCCUGCGGGCCGCGCAGGACAUACUCAAGGGACCGCUGGGAGAGGAUCCUGAGGCAAGAAACAUAAUCCUAACAACGGCCUGUCACCACUUACGAGUGCACCUAGCGCGACGAGACGAGCUACAACAAUGUGCUGAGAUGAUAGGAGAACUAGUGGCUCUGUUGUGGAAGAAACCAGACCCUGACCGACCCGUUGAGGAUGAUGAACUGGAUCCCGACGUCGAUGUACUCUGUCUCAACACCUUGGAUGUGUUGGUGGAGACUGUGCUGCAUCUGAUUGGAGGAAACUCGCCUGUGCUUGGAUCAAUGGUAGCUGGUCUCCUCGGUGUAAUGGAACUACUAAAACCCGUCCACUACCAGCGUUUAUGGAGCCAUCUUGCUCCACACCCACAUGAUCGGAAACCACUGAAAGACUUCCUCAUGAGAGCUUUCUUAGUGUUCAGGCAUCUUAUUGAACAAGACGUAUUCCCAGCAGACUGGAUGGUACUGCGAGUACAAAGCUGUAAAGUACUUCUGUCAGCUCUGCAAGACCUCGCUCAACCAUUACUCGAAAGGUUCCUAGGAGACGAACCGCCGCAGUUUGAUUCACAGUUAUGGUCAGGCUACAUGGAGCUAGGCGUGGCUCUAGUAACAUCUACCGCGCUACAACCGGAGCGGUGGUCAGGGCGGGGUCCGGACCGACCGCGGAUGCGCGCUGCAGCGGGAAUGAGGGUGCUGGCUACUUGGAAUCUAUUAGGUCCAGCCCAACUACACUUAGUACCAGGUGCAGUAGGAGCUCUUUUAGAGAUAACCCUAGUUGGCGAGCUUCGUCGUGCGGCGCUAGGGGCGCUGGUGUCGUUAAUGGCAGCCGAGCGAGCGCACGCGGGACACGCGCGACGUACUGAGGCUGCAUUGGUGGACAAAUUGGAUUCGCUCGUAGCAGACAACAAGGCGGAUGACCACUACCGACGACUAUUUGAUACUGUGGAACAUUUGAGCUCAGUGUUGAUGGAGCGUGUAUCGACGGAAGGUUGGCGCGAGGCGGGCGCGGCCUUCGUGGCGUGCGUGACGCGCCUGCUGGAGCGCCUGCUGGACUACCGCGCCGUCAUGCAGGGCGCCGAGCACCGGGACAAGCGGAUGGCCGCCACCGUCAACCUCUUGAACUUCUACAAGAACGAGAUAGACCGCAAAGAGAUGUACCUCCGCUACGUGUACAAACUGCACGACCUUCACAUCGCAUCUGAUAACUUCGUCGAAGCUGGUUGCACUUUACUGUUAUACGCAGAAACGUUGAGUUGGGAGAGCGAUCAGAUUGGCGUGGAUCCCGAAUACCCGGAGAUGCCCGAGUGGAAACGUAAAGAGGCGAUCUACAACCAAGUGCUACAAUACUUUGAUCGUGGAAAGUGCUGGGAAAAAGGCCUGCCUCUACUCCGUGAGCUAGCAACUCUAUACGAAGUGAAACUAUGUGACUACCCACGUCUGUCGCACUGUCUGCGAACACACGCGACCUUCUUGGACUCCGUCAUGGAACAGCUCAGACCUGAACCUGAGUACUUCAGGGUAGGAUUUUAUGGAAAAGGAUGUCCAUUAUUUGUGAGGAACAAGCAGUUCGUGUACCGCGGACACGACUACGAACGUAUCGGCGCCUUCACCCAGCGCCUGCAGGCCGAGUACGUCGCCGCGCAUAUACUCAUGCGGAACACGCCGCCUGACGACUCCGUCAUCGCUAACGAUGGACAGUAUAUUCAAAUCUGCAAUGUGAAGCCGGUAGCGUCUCGUCGACAAUGGCCGUCUGGCACUCCGGAACAAGUCAAACGGUUCUACGCUUGCAAUGAUGUCGACACAUUCCUCUGUGACAGACCACUACAGAAACCUCCGAUUGAUAAAGAUAACGAGUUUAAGAGCCUUUGGAUAGAACGAACGACAUUAGUGACUGAAAACACGUUACCAGGCAUUUUACGAUGGUCCGAAGUUAUUUCGAGAUCUGUUGAAGAAAUACCACCCGUAGAAUACGCCUGCGAAACGAUGGAAGCAACAGAACGUGAGCUUCGCAGCCUCAUCUCACAGUACACAGCCGACCCAACGCUGAACAUAAAUCCAUUCUCCAUGCGACUACAAGGGACUAUAGACGCCAACGUGCAAGGCGGUAUAACGAAGUAUGAGCAAGCGUUCAUGACGGCGGAGUUCGCGAGGAACGCGAGCCCUCGGGAGGCGGCCGCCGCGGCCAAACUCAGGCGCCUCGUGGCCUCGCAGCUCGCCGUCGUCGACGCUGGACUCAGUCUGCAUGGGAGACUGGCGCCUGAGGAUGUUAAGCCGCUGCAUAGGCGUCUUGUGGAACGAUUUAACCAACUACGCCAAAACUUAGGACCGGGUUUGGCUCGUGCACGAAGACAACUAUCCGAAAGUAUUGUAAACACUCCAUUACCCCCGGUCCCAGCACUGGACAAGCGAUCACAGAGUAUACAACAAAGCGACAACUACUACGACGACCACCAUCUCUAUGAUAAACCGCUAUCAAUGGAAGACGCAAUGGAGCAACAGAGUAUAAUGUCGAGCAGUCUCCCGAUCAGUGACAACCGCGACUGUGUGGAAGAUAACUCUAUGAUCAAGUCUGCGCCGCCAUUACCUAUCAGACCCAAGUCCGGCGAUCCUAGGAGUCCAACCAGACCACCUUUGGAGAAGUAUCGGGAUUCAAUCGAUGGUGACUUGGUAGACCAGUGCCGACACAGUCGCGCGUCCUGGAGCGAACCUGGAGAUGCACCUCCAUUACCACCUAGAGUGUCUGGAGACAAACGGUCAUGGAUCGAAGCCCCACCCGCCAUACCCCGUCGCGGGCCGCGUUGUAUAGACACUCCGGACGACGCGCGAGACUCCGGCGUCAGCGUCGACCAUGCGUAUGGAAACGCAGAUGAACAUGGACAUCUGCAUAAAGAUUUAGAUCUCACAGUAGACUCACUACGAUACGAGGAAAUAAUCUCAAUGAUGUCGGAGCCUCUCCGUGUGGAUGAGGGAGAGAAACCUCCUCCUAUACCACCGAAAGGACUCGGCCACCUCAGCUCCUUUGACUCAGGACACCACGAGAACGGCGAAUCACACUGUUAA
Molecule: messenger RNA, 5628 nt
Organism: Spodoptera littoralis (African cotton leafworm)
Lineage: Eukaryota; Metazoa; Arthropoda; Insecta; Lepidoptera; Noctuidae
Source: the annotation of a GenBank genome assembly